UAAGCUUCUCUUUAAAAGUUGUUUGAUAUCGCCCGAAAGGAACAUUUCAAACGCGGUUGGGAAGAACUCGAAUAUAUUAGAAGUAAUUGGAAACAAAACUGGUAGACGGCUGAAUAAAUUUAAGGAUAAAGGAGGAUAUUUGGGACAUAUCGUAGCAGCUCAGCGAGACUUCAUUUUCACUCAGCUUCGCCAUAUAUCGUUGAUGAAUCACUAAUCCACACGAGGGUAUCUGGAUCAUAACUUUAACUCAACUCAAGCCAGAUGUAUGCAGCAGAUUAUGUCUUCAUCUUCACAACAUUUUUCAUCGUUGCUCGGAUUAUGGCUACUGGUGUACCUCAGUGUGACCCAGCUGAGCAAUCAGUGAGUGGAAAAGCUCUCAGAGGUCACACCUAUAAAACGAGACGGGUACAAGAUCCGUACGAAUGUCUGGUGUUUUGCGACAGUGAACUCACAUGUCAGAGCUACAAUUACGUCAAACCUGGUCGAAUAUGUGAGUUGAAUAACAAAACAAAGGAAGAAAAACCUGAGGAUUUUGUACAAGAUGAAAACAGAUUCUAUAUGAGAAAGUGGACAAACAGAGCUGCUUGUGCCGCUGUAGGAGUGGAAGACCCAAACAAAAUACCUGACGACCGAAUCACCUCCAGUUCCUAUUAUCUUUAUUAUUAUCCAAAAAUGGGACGGCUCCAUGGAAGCCUGGGUUGGUGUCAGAAGACUAAUACGAUCACUGAUGACUACAUACAAGUUGAUAUGGGAGCAAUUCGUACAGUCUGCGCAGUGGCGACGCAAGGGAAGAAAGAUGGUUCUUUUGUUAAAAGCUACAAGUUGUCGUUUUCUGUUGAUGAAAUCAGUUGGAAUGUAUAUCAGGAUCAACUGAUUGAAAAGAUCUUCCAAGCGAAUUCCGACUUGAAUACCAUUGUACAACACACACUGAAUAGUCCAGUCCAAGCAAGAUACAUUCGCUUCUUUCCUGUUACCUUUUCUCAGUACCCUUGCAUGAGGAUCGAAGUGUUUGCGCAGUAAAUAUAGAUGUGUGAGAAGUGUUUUUUUUCUACUAGAUGCAAAACGAUAGUGUUGUUAUUGUCACAGCAACUCCAUGAAUUAGAAAAAGCUUGUUUCAUUUUCCUUAGUUCAUUAGAGGGCGGUCAUUAUUUAUCAGAGAUGUACUGUUUUGGAUUAAAUUGUAGUGCCACCUUUUUUUGUAAUAGAGCGUAUUGAUUUUUACGUAGAGUAAUCAGUAAAUAAGCUUUGCAAUAUUUUCAUAAUGGAAUGGGAGGGGGGGAGAUAUUCACUGACGUAUAUUAACGCACGCCUUACGUCUAGUACAUGUGAUGGAUUAUUCCGACGCCCUACCUUGGCUAGAAACAGAUAUAUGCCAUGUAGAUCUUUUAGGCUCAUGCCCUAAAGCCAACCUUAAGCAUAAGAUUUGUAUGUUAUUACCUCGAGGAAAAGCUAUCUCCAUGCGGGAGGAGGUGGAGAGGGGGAGCAACGGGUAACUCAGAACUUUCCCCUACCUAAGAAAUUGCAGUAAAAUUGUGUUGAGACAAACUCAUUUCAGUAAUUUUUGAUAAUUUUCGUAGUUUAAGCCAAUUGUAGCGGCAUGAGUACGUAGAAUAUACAGCGAUGUAAGGCUGCUAAUUAAAAAAGUGCGUCAGGUACUUUAGCACUAAAAAACUUCCCUGUUGUGAAAACUAAAUAAAAACAAUCACGAAAGGAUAGUAACUUAUCGCUUAGGUAGGAUAUUUUUCUUUGACUUACUACAUACAUUAAGACUAUCCAUUAUAAAGUGAAGCUAUUUCGUGCUAAUAAUAUGCAAUUAGACUGCAUUAAAAUUAUCACCAUUUAUAAUUGAUAAAUAAAAGUUCUU
Molecule: messenger RNA, 1864 nt
Organism: Pocillopora verrucosa
Lineage: Eukaryota; Metazoa; Cnidaria; Anthozoa; Scleractinia; Pocilloporidae
Source: RefSeq, a predicted model, not a curated record